AUGUUGAAAAAGAAGAGCCCCAGCUUGGGGGCGCCCUCCGAAGCCGAGAUGGACGAGUCCGGCUACAUGUCCUCUCGAGUGCGGAACAACUCAAACGAGGAGGCGCCAGUUUUGUUGGAAUGCAACUCUGCAACCGAUAACUGUCCGAACAGCAAUGCAACAGCUAUCCCCAAAGGCCUUGCCUCGUCGCUCAGCAGCCAUUCGAGAGAUCAACUCUGGACCAAGAAAUACCCGCUGACGAUCCCCGCCAGCAGCAGCAUCAAUAGCUGCGACGAGCCCUAUAGGACGCCUAACCUGCAGCAAGUGCAGAGCAUUCCAAAUCCCCAUAAGAAGCACUUUAUGGCCCCGCACAGCAGCCCGAAGAAGUCGAAGAAGGUUUUGUUUUCACCGGACGAGCCACUGAGCCGGAGACGCUACUUCGAUGGUUUGAAGCAUUGCGACAUCUUCAGUAUGCUGAGCCACAACCAGCCGGCCCUCUCAACUAAAUAA
Molecule: messenger RNA, 489 nt
Organism: Drosophila pseudoobscura
Lineage: Eukaryota; Metazoa; Arthropoda; Insecta; Diptera; Drosophilidae
Exons: 1
Coding region: 1-489 (162 amino acids)
Source: RefSeq, a predicted model, not a curated record